UGUGAGUGCAGGAAAAUGGCAGAGGCCAGUAUUUCAGUAGAUCAGGAUCAGUUCAGCUGUCCAGUGUGUCUGGAUCUCCUGAAUGAUCCAGUGGCUAUUCCCUGUGGUCACAGUUUCUGUAAGGUGUGUAUUAAUGGCUGCUGGGAUCAGGAGGAUGUGAAGGGCGUCUACAGCUGUCCUCAGUGUAGAGAGACUUUCACUCCAAGGCCUGUUCUACGCAGGAACAACAUGCUGGCUGAAGUGGUGGAGAAACUGAAGAAGACUGAACUCCAAGCUGCUUCUCCUGCUCACUGUUACGCUGGACCUGGAGAUGUGGAGUGUGAUUUCUGCACAGGGAGAAAACACAAAGCCGUCAAGUCCUGUCUGGUUUGUCAGGCCUCCUAUUGUGAAGAUCAUCUUAAACCUCACUAUCAGUCUCCUGCCUUUAAGAAGCACAAGUUAGUUGAAGCCUGUGCAGAGCUCCAAGAGAAGAUCUGCUCUGAACAUGACAAACUGGUGGAGAUCUACUGUCGUACUGACCAAAGCUUCAUCUGUUACUUGUGUACGAUGGAUCAACACAAAGGUCAUGAUACAGUUUCAGCUAAAGCAGAAAGAACUAAAAAACAGAAUGAGUUAAAGGAGGAUCAGAUAAAAUCCCAGCAGAGGAUCCAGGAGAAGCAGAAGAAGGUGCAGGAGCUGAAACAGACUGUGGACGUUAUUAAGAUACAUUCACAGGCAGCAGUAGAUGACGGUGAGAGGAUCUUUACUGAGAUGAUCAGCUCCAUGGAGAAAAAGCGCUCGGAGGUGACGGAGCUGAUCAGAGCUCAGGAGAAAGAUGAAGUGAGUCGAGCUGAACGACUCCUGAAUCAACUGGAGCAGGAGAUUACUGAUCUUCAGAGGAGAGUCACUGAGAUGGAGCAGCUUUCACACACACACGAUGACAUCCACUUCCUCCAGAGUUUCCCGUCUCUCUGUGUUUCUCCUGGAUGUGACGACUCACCCAGCUUCACUGUCAAUCAACAUCUCUCAUUUGAUGGAGUGAGGAAAUCUCUCUCAGAUCUGAAAAAACGAGUCGAACAAAUCUGUGAGGAGGAAUUCAACAAAAUCAGACCACAAGAUUUCUGUUAUCUGACUCUGGAUCCAAACACAGUACAUCCUGAAUUCAUUCUGUCUGAGAAGAACAGAGUGGUGAAAUGCAGUAAGACACAACAGCGAUACUCUGAUCAUCCAGAAAGAUUUGACUACUGGCCUCAGGUGUUGUGUAAGGAGAGUGUGUGUGGACGCUGUUACUGGGAGGUGGAGUGGAGCGGUGAUGUUGUGUACAUAUCAGUGUCAUAUAUAGAGAUCAGCAGGAAAGGAUGGGGUUAUGAGUGUGGGUUUGGAGGCAACAGUCAGUCCUGGAGUCUGCGGUGUUCUUCUUCAUCUGUCUCUUUCUGGCACAACAACAUUGAGACUGAGCUCCGAGGUCCAUCAUCCUCCAGAAUAGGAGUGUAUGUGGAUUACAGUGCAGGAACUCUGUCCUUCUACAGCGUCUCUAACACCAUGAGGCUCCUCCACAGAGUCCACACCACAUUCACUCAGCCUCUAUACCCUGGAUUCAGGAUGUGUAAUAUCUCAUCUGUGAGGUUUUGUGAUCCAAAAUUAAAAAGUGUUUAUAAAAACUAUAAGUGAGGUGUGAGAUUUAAUUUGUCCCUGAGCUACACUGGAUAUUUUGUGUGCAGAAACUGGAACAGUAAUGAAUGCAGAAUGUAGAAACAGACUAUUUAACUGUCUGCACUAUUAGGAUGGGUUUAUUAUAGUUGAUAUAAAAAUGUUCAAUGUCUCCUCAGAAAUAAUAAACUUUACUCAAACUG
Molecule: messenger RNA, 1832 nt
Organism: Tachysurus fulvidraco (yellow catfish)
Lineage: Eukaryota; Metazoa; Chordata; Actinopteri; Siluriformes; Bagridae
Product: E3 ubiquitin/ISG15 ligase TRIM25-like
Exons: 5
Coding region: 16-1650 (544 amino acids)
Molecular function (GO): protein binding; zinc ion binding
Source: RefSeq, a predicted model, not a curated record